Molecule: messenger RNA, 766 nt
Organism: Drosophila subpulchrella
Lineage: Eukaryota; Metazoa; Arthropoda; Insecta; Diptera; Drosophilidae
Product: protein obstructor-E
Exons: 3
Coding region: 17-766 (249 amino acids)
Cellular component (GO): extracellular region
Molecular function (GO): chitin binding
Source: RefSeq, a predicted model, not a curated record
GGAAUAUGGUCUAAUCAUGGGCAAUCUCAGUCUUUGCGGCAAUGUGGCGGAUAAUGUGUUUCUGCCCUUUGUGGGGGACUGCAAUAAGUACUACCUCUGUCGUUCUGGCCAAGCCAUAGAACUGCAGUGCGAAUGGCCGUACCAAUUUAAUGCCAAUACCCAGAGUUGUGUAAGUUUCGGGCAGGCUGAAUGUUUGCCUACCUGCGAGGCCUAUACUUUCAGCACCUUUAGUUAUCACAGAACCUGUACCAAGUACGUCCUCUGCUACUACGGACAUCCUGUUUUAAGGGAAUGCCAGGAUGGUCUCCAAUACAACUCUCAAACAGAUCGCUGCGAUUUCGCCCAGAAGGUGGACUGUGUGGAGUCCGAGUGUUCCAUUUACUAUAAUGCCUAUCACCUACGUUAUGUGCCCAGUAAAGUCUCCUGCGAGAAGUAUUUUCUCUGCGGCAACGGAGUCCCUAGGGAGCAGACCUGUACUCCUGGACUGUAUUUCAGUACCAAGUGUGAUUGCUGCGAUAUUCCCUCGAAAUCGGAUGGCCAGAUCCCUGCUGAACAGAGGAAGGUACGGCAGUUCUCCCGCCUUUCACCCAGAACCACUGAAGGAAUUUGUCCUCCCUCCGGCGUCCACUUUUAUGCCCACGACUCUCGCCAAGAUGCCUAUUACUAUUGCGUGGAUGGACAUGGUCUGGUUCUGGACUGUACGCCUGGCCUUUGGUAUGAUCCCAAGGUCCAGGAAUGCCGUGAACCGCAAAACAUAGGACUUUAG